CAAAGGUUAAUCAGGAUAGAGCUCGAAAUGUCAUCGAUCUGGUGGAUCGCAGUCUGUCUCUUUGCGAUCUACAAAGCCCUCUUCUUUGUGCGCUUGUAUAUCCAGGCCCGUCGCACUAAGUUUCCCAUCGUCUUCGCCCCCGCACCGACCUCAAGUGCUCCCUGGUUGAUUCUCGCUCCAAUCCUGCGCCCAUAUCUGCAACCAGUUCUGCCAGGAUGGCUUUACGAUCGUUGGGACAUUGUGACACAUGGCUGGGAGUUCCGCAUGAAACGCGGCCCCUUUGACCGCUGGGGGAAUACCUUUGUCUUGCUCACCCUCGAUGAAUGCAUGGUCUGGACCGCAGAUGUCAGUCUCGGAAAUGUGAUCUUGCAACGCAGGAAUGACUUUGAACAAGCCCCUAUUGUCGGAAAAAUUCUGGGUUUCUUGGGGCCUAAUGUGUUUGCGACCAAUGGCGACGAAUGGAAACGUCACCGUCGCAUGUUUGCUGCCAGUCUAGACGAGCGCAUCAGUCAAAUCGCCUGGUCGGAAAGUUGUGAACAAGCCCAAUCGAUGUUGAAUUAUCUCUCUAACCACCCGGGAGGGGAUACACUUACCGGAUUGCGGAACCUGGCGAUCAAUGUCAUCGGCCAGGCAGGGUACACGAAAACCACCCCUUGGUCACCGGCACCACUUCGAGACAGCGCCGACAAGGAAGAGCACGCUCGUACGGCCUAUUUCAAAGCCCUCGCGCUGGCAACCGAUAUGUUCCUCGUGGCCGCCUUCAUCCCUCCCAAGCUCCUCAAACUAUCCUUCAUGCCGGCCCAACUGCGCCUUCUGGGCCAACGUCUCGAGAAAGUCCCGCGGUACAUCGCUGAAAUCUCUGAAGAGGAGCGCCAGACGGCGAGGGAUGAUUCUCCGGGGCGCAGCAAUUUUCUCCGCUUCUUCCUGCAGAACUCGGACACAGACGCGACCGCCGGGUUUGCCUUCACGCCAGAGGAGCUCAGUGGCAACCUCUAUGUCUUCACCGUGGCGGGAUACGAGACGUCUGCCAACACCAUGGGGUUCGCAGUGACGCUGCUGGCCGCGUAUCCCGAAUGGCAGGAGUGGAUCCGCGACGAACUGCGUGACCUUCCUGUAGACUCGUCAGCCUGGUCCUACGACGAAGUGUUCCCCAAGUGCCAACGGACAUUGGCGCUCAUGUUCGAAAUCCUCCGCCUUUUUACCCCCGUCCUGCAUUCGACCCGCGCCGUGUCCGAACCUCAACAGCUCGUCAGCGAAAGAGGCACGCAUUUCCUCGCGCCCCCGAUGAACGUCAUGGUUUCUGCGGCGGCCAUUCAUCUUGACACAACAAUUUGGGGAGAGGAUGCCAGAGAUUUCAGACCCUCGCGCUGGAUCGAUGACACCGGCAAAGUGAGGUCCCCACCGAAGGGGACGUUUCUUCCGUGGUCUGGCGGCCCCCGCGUCUGUCCGGGGAUGAAGAUGUCCCAGGUGGAGUUUGUCUCCACCAUGGCCACGCUGUUUCGGUCUGCGUGGUGCGAGCCGAUCCCCGUCGAUGGGAUCACGCAGCCGGAAGAGCUGCGGCGGAGGUUGGUGUGGUUGACGGAUAACGCGAUUACAAAGUCCACGAUGCAGGUGAAGGAUCACAAGGAUGUGCAGUUGCGGUGGGUGCGGGAUGUAUAAUAGCUUAAACUCUUUGUUUAUGGGAGCUUGUUUCUAUACUCACAGGAUAUUAG
Molecule: messenger RNA, 1712 nt
Organism: Aspergillus aculeatinus CBS 121060
Lineage: Eukaryota; Fungi; Ascomycota; Eurotiomycetes; Eurotiales; Aspergillaceae
Product: cytochrome P450
Exons: 5
Coding region: 28-1659 (543 amino acids)
Molecular function (GO): oxidoreductase activity, acting on paired donors, with incorporation or reduction of molecular oxygen; iron ion binding; heme binding
Source: RefSeq, a predicted model, not a curated record